Molecule: messenger RNA, 1204 nt
Organism: Erythranthe guttata (spotted monkey flower)
Lineage: Eukaryota; Viridiplantae; Streptophyta; Magnoliopsida; Lamiales; Phrymaceae
Cellular component (GO): membrane
Source: RefSeq, a predicted model, not a curated record
UCAUCGAUACCGUUAUAUCAAUAUAUUAGACAUUGAUGCUUGCUUGUGGAUAAUGUACAUUUUAAGCAUAUUAUGCACCUAAUUAUGAUCUCUUUCUUUAAAAGAGGACAUAAUUAAAUACAUUCCCUAGUGCUAAAAGCCUCAAAUAUAUAUAUAUAAACUCUCACCAUGUAAGUAUAUACUUACAAUCUUGAUUUUCAAAAAAAAAUUAUGGGAUUCUCUCUCAAUUCCAUCACUCAAAAGAUCAUUUUUCUGUCACUAAUUGCAACAACUUUAGUACAAUCCCAAGAAACAAUAAAAUCGGCCCGUAUUCUCGAUCUCGUAAUCCGAGACUACACAUUCGAAUCGUACAAGACCAAUUUCAAGACAGGCAAACUACAUAGUAUCAAUCUACCGGCAAAUCUCUCCGGCAUAAAAGUCGACACGGUAAGAUUCCGGUGCGGCAGCCUUCAUCGCUACGGAGCCAGAAUCAAAGAAUUCCAACUAAGCGUCGGCCUAAAAAUCCUCCCAUGCGAUAAACGAGUCAUGAUCGUAAGGCAAAACCUCGGUUCGAACUGGUCUUCAUUGUACUACGACAACUACGAGUUAUCAGGUUAUCAGUUAGUUUCGCCCGUCUUAGGUUUACUCGCUUACAACCUCGGCGAAACAAACAACGCAAGUGUUAGUACUAAUAGUACCAGCAGCAGUAGUAGUAGUAGUAGUAUUCGGUCUGAUGAAAAAAGGCCGAUUAUUAUAGACUUCAGCACUACAAAAUCGGUGGGCGCCACGUCAUCAUCACCAUCCAAGAUUCCUCUAUGUGCGAGGUUCGGCGACGGAGAUGGGAAGGUGACGCUGUCGAACCAAGUGGGGCCCGGCUUGUGCGCUACGACCGGGGACGGGCAUUUCGGGCUGGUGGUGGAAUAUUCCCCGGUGAUGCCGCCGUUGAGGGGAGAAGAUCGGAAAGAGGUGAGUAGGUGGAGGAUUGUGGUCGGUGGAGCGAUGGGGGCGGCGGUGGGGGCGGUUCUGAUCGGUUUGCUGAUGGUGGCGGUGUUCGUGAAGACGAAGAAGAAGAAGGAGAGAAGGGAGGAAUUAGUGAGGAGGGCAUAUGAAGAGGAAGCUUUGCAGGUUUCCAUGGUUGGACAUGUUAGAGCUCUUACAGCUUCUUGUACAAGAACUUUGCCUACUAUUGAGCAUUUUGAGUAUAGACCACCUCCCUCUUGAUCUU